UUUUGACGAGUUCAGAGUAUUGCAAUGGCGGCCGUUAGUAGUGGUCGAAUCGCGAUGGACCUUCAAAAUCAAAAUGAAACGCAAAUCGGGCCCGUGGACCGUUUGAAAAAACUUUAUCCGGCCGUGAACGAGGCGAAGGCUCCGCUGCCUCGCGCCUGGAGCCCCAAAGAAAAGUACGGCUACAUCGGACUGUCCCAAGGAAAUCUACGAGUGCACUACAAAGGUCAUGGAAAUUCGCACAGGGACGCGGCCAGCAUCCAGGCCACUUACCCGAUACCGGCCGCUUGCGGAUUGUACUAUUUCGAAGUGAAAAUUGUGAGCAAAGGCCGCGAUGGUUACAUGGGCAUCGGUUUGUCGGCUCAGGGGGUGAAUUUGAACAGAUUGCCAGGUAACGCGGGACGUAGACGUCACAGGGGAUGGGACAAACAAUCGUACGGUUAUCACGGUGACGAUGGUCACUCUUUUUGUUCGUCCGGCACCGGUCAGCCGUACGGGCCUACAUUCACAACAGGAGAUGUGAUCGGUUGCGGUGUCAAUCUCAUUGACAAUACCUGUUUUUAUACAAAAAACGGUCAUCACUUGGGAACUGCCUUUCACGAUCUACCUCCAAAUCUGUACCCGACAGUGGGUCUUCAAACGCCAGGCGAAGUCGUUGACGCAAACUUUGGUCAAGAGCCUUUCGUUUUCGACAUAGAAGACAUGAUGAAGGAGCUGCAAGCCCGUACCAAAAUGGAAAUUAGAGAUUUCCCUGUGCCCGCUAAACAGUCCGAGUGGCAAGCAAUUUUAAACAAAAUGGUUUCUACUUAUCUAAUUCAUCACGGAUAUUGCAAUACUGCCGAGGCCUUCGCCCAAAUCACCAAUCAGCCUUUUACCGAAGAUAUUCAUUCAAUUAAAAAUCGCCAAAAAAUUCUCAAGCUUGUCCUGUCCGGACGCAUGGGCGAAGCAAUCGAGAGGACCAGCCGAUUAUAUCCAGGACUGCUCGAAAACAACCAGAAUCUUUUGUUCAUGUUAAAAUGUCGCCAAUUUGUCGAAAUGGUUAAUGGUUCUGACAUUGAGGUUUGCCACAGGAAAUGUGGCACAGGUGUUUUAGCUUCCCCUAGACCUGGCAGCCCCAUUCAAACUUCAGUAAUUCAGUCCACUAAAGGAUAUAGUAGUAAUAAGAAUAAUAAAUCUUCGGUUGAUGAAAUGAAUGAAACAAACUCUUCACAUAACGGCAACUGUCCAAAUACGUCCGUAAUUCAGACUGAUGACGACCGCAUGGAGGUGGACAAUUCAGAGGAUUGCAAUAAUGGACAAACAAGCAGCGAAAAUUGUCCAAAUAUAACAGAUUGCCCUAAUAUUCAAGAUUGUCAAAAUGGUAAAGAAUGUCACACUAAUGAGAAUUGUUUAAACGGUAAAGAAUCAUUAAACGGAUAUCAAAAUGGCAAUAACCAUAAUAGUACUGAUGGGCAAGAGGCAAAUUGUUGUGAUAACGACGACGACGAUAUGGAUGUAGACACGCCAUUAUGUAGAAAAUCUUGUUCCAAACCGGCAGUAGAGAGAAUACUAGAAUUCGGUAGAGACUUGUAUAGUAUGAGUCAAAGAUUAAAAGCGGAUAAAACUAGUAAACAACACAAUCAAGAGAUGUUAGAAGAUGCAUUUAGUUUAUUAGCGUAUUCUAAUCCUUGGGCAAGUCCUAUGGGGUGGCAACUAGCGCCUUCGCAAAGGGAAGCGGUUUGUGCACAAUUAAAUUCUGCCAUAUUAGAAUCCAGUAAUAGACCUCGCAAACCGCCCCUAGAAGUAGCAAUGGCCCACGCCAACGAACUAUCCCGUCUAAUGUCCCACAACGGUUUGGGAUCUUGCGCGUUUGCAGCAGUCUCGGACGUUCUGGAUCAAGAACAGUGACCCGCGGGCUGAGCCCUUCCGAGGUCGGUAAAAGAAUCACUUUUACUCGACUCAGUGCCUGCCCUUAUCACAUUGGGACGAAAAAAAAAUCGAUUCGUUGACUGCCAUCGAAAGGACCUCAAUUAUUUAUCAAAUCAAAACUGGAAUAAUGGUCCGUUUUUACUGAGUAAUUGUUAAGUGCACACACACACACACCUGCUAGAUUUUGUUUUGAAUCGAUUAUAUAGAAAUUUGCCAAGUUUUAUAUUGAAAGAGGUAGAUAUAGUACUUGCACCUAAACUGUAAUUGUGUUUUAUUAAGUAAAACACAUGAGUUUGUAAAGUAAUAUAAGAGUUUGGUAUGUUAGAGAUAGAAAUUACUUUUUCAUAUAAUCCAAAAUAAUAAUGUAUGGUGUUUAUUUUUUUUUUCUAUUAAUAAAUUUUAUAAUAUUUAAGUACUAAUAAUAAUUAUUAUUUUUAGGAUUUUUUUUUUAUAAUUUGGGUGCGUAAAAUUUAAGGGAUUUGAUUGUUUAGGUGCGAGUACAAAUUAUUAGGAUUGAUGUUGUAUUUUCUGGGUGUCAACAAUGUGAUAUGAAAAUAGUUUUUUUUUUGAGAGUGAAUCAGUUUCAAUUUUAAUAGUUAUUGUACAGUGUGAUCGAUAAAGUUCGCCUCUGGCAUGAAUUUUUUUUUUUUGCUCGAACUUUUUUGGUCAAAUUGUACCUAUAAUACACAAUAUUUUUUAUUUUACGUUUGUAAAUACAAUACAAGCAAAAUGGUUAAUAUUAUUAAUACAAGAACAGUUUUUUUUUUUUAGAUCUCCUAAGUUAUUAUUUUAUGUGUUUGGGCGUUUAAAUUUGAAUUAAUAUCGCAAGAUGAUUAUCGUAUAAGGUGUUUUUCUUUUUACUCUAUAGAACUAUACCAUUUUUAGUGAUAAAAGAAAAUGUAAAUAAAUUAUUGAAUAUGUUAUAAUUUAUCAAUAAAUAAAGAAAAAAUAUA
Messenger RNA from Ceutorhynchus assimilis (cabbage seed weevil), 2858 nucleotides. The record is from the annotation of a GenBank genome assembly. Lineage: Eukaryota; Metazoa; Arthropoda; Insecta; Coleoptera; Curculionidae.